CCCGUCUGUCCUUGAUGAGAGAGUGUAUUUCUGAGUACUAUAAAUAUCAUGAUUCAUUACCCCCGAGAGACGGUAGAGUUGUGCAACCUUAAUAACAUAACCGCGCUUGCAAAUUUUUCUCACAGCCUUCAUUUAUGUUGGUAUAUGAAAUUGUACUCCCUGCUGAACUAUCUGUAUCCACAGAACGUAUCCCGUUGUAAUACAUUACCAUCCGUAAAAAUUGUUUUUUCAAAAUGUACUACUCCCUCGUCGCUCGCAUCUUCUAACUUAGAAAUAGUGUUCCGUUUUGGUUUAUUGACCGUCUAGGAGCUAAGAACAUCAGAAGAAAUUCCCAUUUCGUGUGCCUGCUUCGAGUUCUAUGAUCAACUUUCGAAGAUAGAGAAGUUGUAACAAAUAAUUAGAAAUGUCAAUAUCUUCUUCCUCUCGUCACUCCUCGCGACAGACCACCGGGAAUGGUGGAAGUGAGGGCGCACUCGAAGAUGACGCGGACAGGACGUUUGGGUCUGACGGGAUCGGCGAUGAACUUGGACUCGGAGAGGAAGAUCAAGAUGAACUUGGAUUCGACGAUGAGGAAAUGAUAUUCGACGAUGAGAUAACGUCAGUCUUACGUGCUUGGCUUUUGUCUUCUGCUAGUAAGACAGAAGCUAUCCGAAAGCAAAGGUCAAAAGCAAGGAGACCACAGAUGUAUCGAGUUAGGCAUUUGAGACCUGAUCCGAAGAUGGAAGAUAUGGAUGAGACGGAUAAAAACAGCCAUCACAAGAUGCGAAACCGAGAUAACACGCGUUUUUUUGACUAUGAUGCAGUGGCUACGCGGGUUUUAGUCGACGAUAGUCGAAGGCGGUUGUACAUGCCAGAAAAUGCUGCGAAUUACACGAAGCCACCGGCCUCGUCUGUAGAAACCUUGCCGUUUUCCAUAGCCCAAACGCUUCCCGUUGAGGAUUUUUUGAAAGAAAAAGAUCACUCAACCUUGAUGUGGGCAGCGUCUUUGCGAAUGUCAGGUGCAGAUGUCGAGGCCGAAGGGAAGAAGAAAGUCAUGGCAGCCAUGCGAACGAUUGAUAGACUCCGGGAACGACCUGCAAAAGCGGCUCUAGACACCAAUCUAGAAUUGGUGAUGGAUUCGUCCAGCAACGGUUACAACAACUUUGGCAUGGGAAUGAGAGGUUAUGAAGCUGAUUAUUCUAAUGAUGACGAAGUAGAGUCAUCUACUUCUAGAAUGAACGAUUCUAGAACUUCCUCUAGCACGACUGGUGCAGGUUCAAAAAUCGUUGGGAAGCCUUUCGGAGGACGUCGCGGUUCGUCAUCUUCUACUGCUUCUUGAUAGUUGUGUGGAUGAGGGGCAGUAAGACUAAGAGACACAGAUGAAAUUGACAUUGUUUGUUGUACGAAAGUAGACGUGGUAGCGCUCAUUGGCAUUCUUCUAUACGCAAAAAAGAAGUAGUGCUCCUGGACGCAAUGAAUUGCAUCCACAAUAUCUACCCGAG
Molecule: messenger RNA, 1481 nt
Organism: Amoebophrya sp. A25
Lineage: Eukaryota; Dinophyceae; Syndiniales; Amoebophryaceae
Source: the annotation of a GenBank genome assembly